AUGUCGGAGGGUCUGCUGCAGGUGGAGAUCCCGGACUUCGGCAGCAGCGUGCUGGGCAGCCUGAAUGAGCAGCGACUGCAGGGACAGUACUGUGACGUCUCCAUCCUGGUGCAGGGUCAGGCCUUCAAGGCGCAUCGGGCCGUCCUCGCCGCCUCCUCACUCUACUUCAGAGACCUGUUCAGCUCUGCGGCUGAGUCCUCUUCCUCUUCCUCCUCCUCUUCCUCCUCCCAGGCAGUGUUCGAGCUGCCUUCCUCUGUGACACCGACGUGUUUCCAGCAGAUUCUGUCGUUCUGCUACACGGGACGUCUCAGCAUGGCUGCCAGUGAGCAGCUGGUCCUCAUGUACACCGCUGGGUACCUGCAGAUCCAGAACAUCGUGGAGCGAGGCAUGGAGCUGAUGAUGAUGAAGGCCUCCUCCUCCUCCUCCCCUCUCUGCUGUGACUCACAGACGACCUCAGCAGAUGAGCUCGGGGGCUACGACACCUCAAUGGUCCAGCAGCAGCAGCACGGCGCCCCCCAGCUGCAGGGGGCCAGUCCAGACCAGCCGUCCCUGAGCCCCGAGGAGCUGCUGCUGGCUGUCAGCCGGAUCAAACAGGAGCGAGCCGACACGCCUCCUGCUGAGGAGAACGGAGGAGGAGACGAGGCCAGAGUGGACAUUUCGGGGGAGCUCCAGACCUCCAGGGGCAGUGCUCUAUGUUACCUGAGUGCAGGCGGAGGUUUGGUUCCAGGGCUGCAGUCCUACCUGUUGGCAGGCGGGGGGCGCUCUAGUCCAGGAGGGUCCAGCCUCCCUACAGACUCUCCUCCAUCCCACCCGGCCACCGAGGAGGAGCUGGAGGAGGAUUACUAUGGCAACACAGUCCACCAGGGAAUAUACCAACAUAUCUACGGACACCCCGGUAACCACUACAUCCAAGAGAAGAUGGAGAUGCUGCCCCUCCCAUUGGCUAAUGAACGUCGGCCCUGCGUGCUGGUUGGUCGAGACAACAUGGCCCUACCUGCCAGUCUGAUCAGUCAGAUCGGGUAUCGCUGUCACCCGUCCCUCUACACCGAGGGAGACCCGGGAGAGAAGGUGGAGCUAGUGGCAGGUUCAGGUGUGUUCAUGACGCGAGGUCAGCUGAUGAACUGUCACCUUUGUGCUGGAGUCAAACACAAGGUGCUGCUCAGGAGGCUGCUGGCCACGUUCUUCGACAGAAACACUCUGGCCAAUAGCUGUGGGACGGGGAUCCGCUCCUCCACCAAUGAUCCGAGCCGAAAGCCGCUGGACAACCGAGUGUUAAACACAGUGAAAUUGUACUGUCAGAACUUUGCUCCUAACUUUAAGGAGAGUGAGAUGAACGUCAUUGCGGCCGACAUGUGCACCAACGCUCGGAGAGUUCGUAAACGUUGGCUCCCAAAGAUCCAGUCGCUCCUCCCCGACAGCCUCCCCGCCUCCUCCCACCCCCGCAAGGGCAAGAGAGGAGGAGGAGGAGGAGGAGGAGGAGGUCAGGGUGGUGGAGGAGGAGGAGGUCAGGGAGGAGAAGGAGCGGUGCAGUCCAGCGGGAGCCCCUUCGAGCUGGACCUGCGGCAGCUCAGCGCCUCCUACCUGGGCCUGGAGGCGCCGCUGUACGCCGAGCGGAGGGAGCGCGAGAGGGAGGCGGCGGCGGAGCGCGAGAGAGAGAAGGAGGCGCCGGCCGCCCUCCUGCCUCACCUGCAGUUCGCCGGGUCCCGCGGGGGAGGAGGAGGAGGCGGGCAGGUGGAGGAGGCGCUGAUGGAAGGCGAGGCGGACGGAGGAGGGAGGCUACAGACUGAGCAACCCCCAGACCUCCCACUGUCCCUGUCCUCCUCCUCUUCUGCCUCCUCUUCUGCCUCCUCCUCCUCAUCCUCACACCCAUCCCCCCAGCCUGCAGAGCCCGCCCCCGCUCACAGGGGAUUGGCCGACACGGAUGAGAGGGGCGAACCUCUGGAAGACAGCCAAUAA
This is a messenger RNA of Scomber scombrus (Atlantic mackerel), 1956 nucleotides long. RefSeq names its product nucleus accumbens-associated protein 2-like. Gene Ontology annotation, molecular function: DNA-binding transcription factor activity, RNA polymerase II-specific; protein binding; RNA polymerase II cis-regulatory region sequence-specific DNA binding. NCBI's taxonomy places the organism in Eukaryota, Metazoa, Chordata, Actinopteri, Scombriformes, Scombridae. The record is from RefSeq and is a predicted model, not a curated record. Gene Ontology annotation, biological process: regulation of transcription by RNA polymerase II.